Messenger RNA from Dovyalis caffra, 1380 nucleotides. NCBI's taxonomy places the organism in Eukaryota, Viridiplantae, Streptophyta, Magnoliopsida, Malpighiales, Salicaceae. The record is from the annotation of a GenBank genome assembly.
AUGGCAGAAACACACAUUUUAGUCCCAGAAAAUGAGUGGUUGAGAUCAAUAAUAAGUGAUGAGCAGGGAGUGACCAUUAGCCAGCUGCCAAGGCCUACAAUUCCAAGGGUUCCGCUGAUAUUUAGUGGGAUUGAUCAAUCCAACAAGAAAUGUUAUGAACCCUUGUUGGUCUCCAUUGGUCCUUACCACCAUGGGAAGCUUCCCGACUACCAAGAAAUGGAGAAUUCCAAAGUCACAAUGGCGCGCCAAUUUGUCCAACAGAGUGGGAAACACAUUGAAGAUAUUUACAAAAAGGUGGUAGAUUUGGCUGAACAAGCGAGAAGAUGCUAUGCUGAGGAUGAAUCAUUUAAACUCGAUGAAUUCACUCGGAUGAUGUUUCUUGAUGGUUGCUUUCUAAUCCAAUUCAUGCACUGCCUACUUGAUGACCAUGAAAGUCUGAAGAUGACUAGUCAUGCUGCAGCAAUGGUUACACGAGACGUGCUCUUACUAGAGAACCAACUCCCUUUUCUAUUCCUCAAGUCAUUGAUGAAUUUGAGAUUCGGAAAUGAUGAAAAAGGGAUGAAAUUGAUCAAAGAUUUUAUCAAGCACAUUCGAGCAAUGCCCCGUCAAAGAGACUCAUGCAGGAAAAAGAUAUCGAAGUUCUUCAGCAAAACUAUUAAACGACUACUAGCAUCAAAUACCAAUCCAAAAGGCGUAACAGUGGAAGAAUACUCUGAUGCCGGUCAUCUUCUUGAACUCUUUCAUAUGCAUUUUGUUGGCAGGAAUGUCCCAAUUGAAUGUUCACGGACAAGCGUGUACCGUUAUCAUCCUGCAAUGGAUCUUAGAAGGGUGGGGAUCCAUUUCAAGCCUAGCAAGACAAAUCAAUUCACUGAUGUCCACUUCAAACCAACAUGGCUAGCUGGGAGGCUCCAAAUUCCUCCACUAACCAUAGAUGACUCGACAAAGUCGUUACUUCUAAACUUGGUGGCCUAUGAAGCAUGUACAUCCAACCAAGCACUUUGGGUCACUUCUUACAUAUGCUUCAUGGAUUCACUGAUUGAUCACCCUGAAGAUGUGAGAGAGUUGCGCUUACAGGGCAUCCUUCUCAUUACUCUAGGAAGCGAACAAGAAGUCGCAAAACUCUUCAACGAGAUAGCCAAUUAUUUAGUGCCCAAUCCUUACGCCUUCAAUAAAGUUAAAAAGGGCAUCGAAUCACAUUAUAGGAACACCUUCAAGCGAUGGAUCCUUCAUUACAAGGGUCCCAUUUAUACUGUGAUUUUCAAGUAUUCUUUUAUUUUUGGCCUCAUUAUCAGUGCCCUGAAGUACGUCAAGGUAUUUCCAACGGAACCCUUAUAUGGCGUCUGCAGAGUGCCCGCUACGAAUGUUACCCUAUACCCUUAA